GCUCAAACACCGCCGCCGCCGAUUGCACCGCCAUCUACAGAGACACUGCCCAAUCAGCCAUCCAGUCGCCAUGGCGGACAGAUACUCCUUCUCGCUCACCACCUUCUCCCCCAGCGGAAAGCUGGUCCAGAUUGAAUAUGCUUUGAAUGCUGUCAACCAAGGUGUCACUUCACUGGGAAUCAAGGCCACCAAUGGCAUCGUGCUCGCAACCGAGAAGAAGUCGUCAUCACCGCUCAUCGACUCGCAAUCCUCGUCCAAGAUCAGCCUCAUAACGCCCAACCUCGGCAUGGUCUACUCAGGCAUGGGCCCCGACUACCGCGUCCUUGUCGACAAGGCCCGCAAGGUCUCGCACACUGGCUACAAGCGCGUCUACAACGAGUACCCACCCACACGGAUAUUAGUCCAGGAUGUGGCAAGGGUCAUGCAAGAGGCUACGCAGUCUGGUGGAGUCCGGCCGUACGGUGUGAGUCUGCUGAUUGCAGGAUGGGACGAUGGUAUCGAGCCCGAGGCCGAGGGCAAGAGCGACGAGCAGACGGGCGAGGAGAAGAAGAAGGUCAGCGGCAAGACUGGCGGCAUUCUCAAGGGCGGACCCAGUCUAUACCAGGUCGACCCCAGUGGCAGCUAUUUCCCAUGGAAAGCGACGGCGAUAGGAAAGAGCGCAACGAGCGCAAAGACAUUCUUGGAGAAGCGAUACACGGAUGGUCUGGAGCUCGAGGACGCUAUCCACAUUGCCCUCCUCACCCUCAAGGAGACGAUAGAAGGAGAGAUGAACGGCGAGACGGUUGAGAUUGGCAUUGUUGGGCCGCCAGAGGAGAGACUUCUUGGUGUAGAGGGCGUCGAAGGUGCUGUCGGUCCACGAUUCAGGAAGUUGAGUCCCUCUGAGGUCGAGGACUAUCUUACAAACCUGUAGAGAGCCACAGAUCAUGCGGUACUAUUCUGCUCGCAGGAGGCACAGAUGGCCUGGAUGCCUCACAAGAAAGGUGCCGAGUUACGACCGCAGGCAUGAAGCAAUUUAUGUAGCAUUCACGAAAAUGACGUCCUGGCAUGCCCACC
This is a messenger RNA of Exserohilum turcica Et28A, 1053 nucleotides long. RefSeq lists its product as uncharacterized. Gene Ontology annotation, cellular component: proteasome core complex; proteasome core complex, alpha-subunit complex. Gene Ontology annotation, biological process: ubiquitin-dependent protein catabolic process. NCBI's taxonomy places the organism in Eukaryota, Fungi, Ascomycota, Dothideomycetes, Pleosporales, Pleosporaceae. The record is from RefSeq and is a predicted model, not a curated record. The coding region runs from base 71 to 910 and encodes 279 amino acids. The transcript is spliced from 4 exons.